Messenger RNA from Amblyraja radiata (thorny skate), 3618 nucleotides. Its product is annotated as E3 ubiquitin-protein ligase RNF19A. The record is from RefSeq and is a predicted model, not a curated record. Gene Ontology annotation, molecular function: ubiquitin-protein transferase activity; zinc ion binding. Gene Ontology annotation, biological process: protein ubiquitination. Bases 491 to 2113 code for a protein of 540 amino acids. NCBI's taxonomy places the organism in Eukaryota, Metazoa, Chordata, Chondrichthyes, Rajiformes, Rajidae. The transcript has 10 exons.
GGGACCGGAAGUGGAUCAGCUGUUGUGGGGCCGAGCGGCGGCGAGCGGGCGGAUCAGGCAGAUGAGGGAGAUGAGGGAGGCGGCGAGCAGGCAGGGGUAAAUUAUGUACCGAAAAUGGACAAAACAAUGAAUGUAACAAGUUGACAUCUGUUAAAGUCCUUUAAGAACGGCUGUUGGUUCUGGAACUACUUAGAGUCUGAGUUUGCUGUGCUUGUGCAUCUGGGCGAAACCAUUAAAAAAAUCAAUGCUGUAAUAAAAUGCUUCCUGUCAGCUCAGUAUUACUUCAGUAUUGCUAACUAUUUUCCUCCGAAGAACUUGGCUAUCAUAAGAGGGGGAGGAACUUUGCCAUAUUUUCAUUUUACAGUUUGUCAGGACUGUCGUUAAAUGAUUUUUUUUCUCCAAACAUUGGUAAACAUUAGUUGCAUACUUUGGAAAGAAAUUAAGAGAAAUUUUGAUCAUAUUUUUAACCGUUAAAGCAUAAUUCAAAAUCAUGAAAAGACCAAAUAAACAUCGACAACUUCAGUUCUUCAGUCUCUUCAGCAGGAAACCUAAAUCUAAAUCAAAGCUUGAGAUGUCUGCAGUCACAGUUGAGGGAGUAAACACUAAAACAGAGAGUGAGGAUGAGAAAAAGACCACCUCCUCUAACAGGACAAUACAAUCCUCCAGUAACGAACAAUUGUUAGGCACUCUGGAGUGUCCUCUCUGCCUUCUUAGCCAGCCUCGAUCUCAAUUCCCAGAGAUCAUUUCUUGUCAUCAUCGUUCGUGUCUGGAUUGCUUGCAGCAAUAUUUGAAAAUUGAAAUUACUGAAAGCAGGGUCAACAUUGCCUGUCCAGAAUGUUCAGAAAUGUAUCAUCCAUCGGACAUCCGUAUGAUUCUCAACAAUGGGACUUUGAUGGAAAAGUAUGAAGAAUUCAUGCUGCGAAGAUACCUUGCAUCUGAUCCAGAUGCCCGAUGGUGCCCUGCACCUGAUUGUAGUUAUGGAGUGAUUGCCAAUGGCUGUGCAACCUGCCCAAAGCUGACAUGUGAGCGUUCGGGUUGUGCAACUGAAUUCUGUUACCACUGCAAACAACUCUGGCACCCGGACCAAACCUGCAGUGAAGCUCGUAAACAGAGGGAUGUGUUUGUGGCUGGGAUAGAAAAACACUCUACCUCUCUUAUUCACAGUGAAGAAACUGACAACGUUGAAGAGAUCAAGCCAUGUCCCCGAUGUGGUGCGUUUAUCCUAAAGAUGAACGAUGGAAGUUGCAACAGAAUGACAUGCGCUGUGUGUGGCUGCCAAUUCUGCUGGCUGUGCAUGAAGGAAAUAACAGACCUGCACUACCUCAGUCCCUCUGGCUGCACUUUCUGGGGCAAAAAACCUUGGAGCCGGAAAAAGAAGAUUCUCUGGCAAGUGGGCAUGUUGGUUGGUGCUCCAGUUGGAAUUACAUUGAUUGCUGGCAUUGCUGUUCCAGUCAUGAUGGUUGGUGUCCCCAUCUAUGUGGGGCGAAAGAUUUAUAGUCGUUGUGAAAGUAAUAAGAUAUCAAAUCAUAGACGAAGACUUGCUGUAGCUGGGGGAGUUGUUCUGUCCAUUAUCGUGUCUCCCGUCUUAGCUGCAGUGACAGUUGGUAUUGGGGUACCUAUAAUGCUUGCAUAUGUUUACGGUGUUGUCCCAGUAUCGCUCUGUCGUAGCGAUUGGUGUGGAGUUACGACUGGAAAUGGAAAAGGUGUAAAGAUUGAAAUAGAUGAAGAUGCUGCUUCUGUUAAUGAACCACGGCCAAGGUUACAUAACCACAGUAUUAGUGGUAGCAGUGUACAAGAGGUAACCAGUGGCCUGAGUGCAAGUGGAAGCAAUCUGGACAGAGCAGGUGUAAAACUGGAGAAUGAUCAAUCAGCAAGCACCGUAGCACUAGCUGGAAGCAUGCUUAGUGCAGAACAGGAUUCUUCAAACAGGGAGGGAAAAAAUAUAGAGGUUCAUGUGGACAUUGAAACAGAACCUGGAGGGGCAAAAGACCGCAGCAGCAGUAGCUACUUGUCUGUUCACAGCUUGUCGAUGGAAUCGCCACACUGUUCUCGAGAACUGUUAUGCAGCACUAGUCCAAACACCGAAAGGAUUUCCAUUCAAACUUGUGUGUGAAAGGCUUUAAACACUAUUCUUUUUCAGGAUUGAAUGUGCCACCUUCUGCCUAGGGCUGGUGAAAAUCCACUUUAAUCUCUGCUCGAUUUCAAACCAUGGCAACAGCAAUUUGACGUUUUAAUUACGAUAUUGUGCGGUUCGGAUAUGGAUGCCGAAAUACAACCUACAGUUUCACAACUGGCCGACUCCAGAGGUGUAGGCGCAGUGUAACAUUUGCCUAUUUAAAGGCCAUUUGCUGCAAAGUAUCACGAUUGUUUUACUGGAAGUACCUUAGGAGUAUGAAAUCAGAGUUAGCAUAGAAUUUUGUACACUCUGAUUAUGGUUCCCUUCAAUCCAGAGACCACAGAGUGCCAGAAAUGUUUGUGUUUGGUAUGUGGAGUUGAAUAAAUUGAAAAUAAUUGACUUUAAUGAGACUUAAAGCAUUGCAGGAAUAUGCACAGAUUAUAUUAAAAGCUUCUAAAUGCUCAGCGGACAACAUUAGCCUGCAAGAGUUUGGAACAGCAUGUUUAAUAUCUCAAAUGUGCGCAAAAGCAGUGAAUAAGUUACCCAGUGUUAUUGUUGUGCGGAGUCGGCUUUAGCUUUGUAUCAGCUGGGAGAAAAUAUUAUUUUGGUAAUUAACCUCAAGUCUUGGAGCUAAAUAGUCAGAUGUCCCUUGAUAAUCUUUGUAAAAUUGGCACAUUACAAUCUCCAUUCCAAACUAUAAAACCUUUUUGGUUGCAGCUCAUUUUGAGCAUGUGCUGUCAGAGUGGAGGACAUUUAUUCUGCUGCUAUGUUGAAAUGUGCACCAAAGAUUGACUGGUUCCAUCUGCAAAAACUGGUUCCAUAUCUUAAAGGAGCAUUCCUUCAUAAACUGGACUCCAAGCACACUCAUGUUACCACCCUGAAGUUUCAGAAGUUGAAUUCUUAGAAUAUCACUGAAGAAUUACAGAGCUCCAAAUAUAACAUUGUGCCAUUUCCUUGCAUCUGACGUGGUAUUGCCUUGAGGAUCACAUUACUGAAGCUGUCACUUCCAGAAUGCAUAUGCAGGCUGACCAAGCCUGAUAAAAUAGUUGAUUCUUGAAAAUAAAAGGAUGCCUUGAUUUUGAAGAUUUUUUUUAAAAAUAAGAAAUAUUUUCUUUAUUUGUAAAACACAAAGUGAUAAUUUUGCAGUAUUUUCAAUGUGUUUUGUAUAGUCUGUUGUCAAGGGAUGCUCCUUUUAAACUGCAUGAUUGCUUUCAGUUGAUUUAGAACAUAAUCCAAUUUAAAAGCAUAUAUUGUCAAUAUUCAUUGUAACUUCUGCUUUGCUGUUGUAUGAGCAUAACCAAUGUGCACAUGUCAAUAUGGCAGCAGAGAUAUUAAACAUAUUUGCCAUUAAAGCUGGUGUAAUUGUAAGCUGAUCCUUGAGAUAUUAAGGAUGCAUAAGAAUUAUAUGUAUGUAUAAUUCACUGGAUUGAACACCAGUUAUGGAUACAGAAAGGAAUAUUAUGUUGUGGAUCUCUGCUAUAAAGCACAAUAAUAUGGAAAUA